CUCAAGCAGGAAGCGGGUGGAGACGCGAGCMCCGCGGCCUCGACGGGAGACGGGCAAGUGAGGGGACGGGCCGUUGCUCUCCGCCCGGCGGGGCCUCCGCGGCUGUACCGGUGUGAGGGAGCUCGCUCGCCCYCGGCGCCCCGCCCCGGGACACGCCCAGAGACCGGCGGGUGUUGUAGUUCCUGCCCAGGUGCAACCCGGCCGCCGCAUGCCCACGCAGACUACCACUCCCGGCAUGCCUCGCGCCCCGCCGCCCAAUCGCGGCGCGCUUUGUUGCGGGGGUGCGGCACGCGCGGAGGYCCCGUUCAAGAUGGCGGACGACAGUGAGACAGCAGUGAGGCGGCCACCGGCGAGGACUCCGCGGCCGGCGGCGGAGGAGAACGACCACGAGCAUUGCAGCGACUGCGAGAACGAGGCGGAGCAUGGCUCCAACCGGGGGGGCCUGAGUCCAGCAAAUGACAGYGGAGCCAAAAAGAAGAAAAAGAAACCCAAACGGAAGAAAGAGAAAGGAGGAGGAGACCAGGCCGACCAGGCUCAGGACCAGCCAGUGAAGGUGAACUCUUUACCUGCUGAGAGGAUCCAGGAGAUUCAAAAAGCCAUCGAGCUCUUCUCCGUAGGUCAGGGCCCUGCCAAAACCAUGGAGGAGGCCAGCAAGAGGAGCUACCAGUUCUGGGACACACAGCCAGUGCCCAAGCUAGGAGAAGUGGUGAACACCCAUGGUCCRGUGGAGCCAGACAAGGACAAUAUCCGUCAGGAGCCAUACACCCUGCCCCAGGGCUUCACCUGGGAUGCCCUGGACCUGGGGGACAGAGGUGUGCUGAAGGAGCUCUACACGCUGCUCAAYGAGAACUACGUGGAGGACGAUGACAACAUGUUCCGCUUCGAUUACUCGCCCGAGUUCCUGCUGUGGGCACUGCGUCCUCCAGGCUGGCUGCCCCAGUGGCACUGCGGGGUCCGAGUGGUCUCCAGCAAGAAGCUGGUGGGAUUUAUCAGCGCCAUCCCAGCCACCAUCCACAUCUAUGACACAGAGAAGAAGAUGGUGGAGAUAAACUUCCUGUGUGUGCACAAAAAGCUGCGCUCCAAACGGGUGGCUCCGGUUCUGAUCCGUGAGAUCACACGGAGGGUGCAUCUGGAGGGGAUCUUCCAGGCUGUUUACACUGCAGGAGUGGUGCUGCCAAAGCCUGUGGGGACUUGCAGGUAUUGGCACCGCUCCCUGAACCCUCGGAAACUCAUCGAGGUCAAAUUUUCCCACCUGAGCAGGAACAUGACUAUGCAACGUACCACGAAGCUUUACCGGCUGCCCGAGACUCCCAAGACUCCCGGCUUGCGGCCCAUGGAGCACAGGGACAUCUCAGCUGUGCACAAGCUCUUGACCGAGUACCUGAAGCAGUUCCACCUGACGCCCGUGAUGAGCCGAGAGGAGGUGGAGCACUGGUUCUUACCUCAGGAGAACAUCAUUGACACCUUUGUGGUAGAGAGUGCCCCGGGGGAGGUGACAGACUUCCUGAGCUUCUACACGCUGCCCUCCACCAUCAUGAACCACCCGACCCACAAGAGCCUGAAAGCUGCUUAUUCCUUCUACAACGUUCACACCAAGACGCCUCUCAUCGACCUCAUGAGUGACGCGCUCAUCCUCGCCAAGUCGAAAGGAUUCGACGUCUUCAAUGCACUGGAUCUCAUGGAAAACAAAACCUUCCUGGAGAAGCUGAAGUUUGGGAUCGGUGACGGGAACCUGCAGUAUUACCUGUACAAUUGGAAGUGUCCCAGCAUGGCACCAGAGAAGGUCGGAUUGGUGCUGCAGUAAGGGAGCCCUUGCCAGGAGAGCGUGGAGGAGCUGGGCCUGUGGAGGUGCUGCCCUCAUCCUUUCUGCCAAAGCUGGACCCACGCCGGGAGAGGGGGACCGGAGCCGCCGCCGUCCCCGCCGCCAUCAGCCGUCUCCUCGUUUGGUUUAAUUGCAUCCUCGUAAAGACAUGAUCAAGGGAAUGUAACUGCUGAAACUAGAUCAUGAUUGGCGUAUAAUGGAUUUCACGGGUCAAUAAUAAAAGUAUAUAUUAUA
Messenger RNA from Malurus melanocephalus (red-backed fairy wren), 2056 nucleotides. It is a transcript of the gene NMT1, whose product is annotated as N-myristoyltransferase 1. Gene Ontology annotation, cellular component: cytoplasm. The record is from RefSeq and is a predicted model, not a curated record. The transcript has 12 exons. Gene Ontology annotation, molecular function: glycylpeptide N-tetradecanoyltransferase activity. The coding region runs from base 209 to 1804 and encodes 531 amino acids. Gene Ontology annotation, biological process: N-terminal peptidyl-glycine N-myristoylation. NCBI's taxonomy places the organism in Eukaryota, Metazoa, Chordata, Aves, Passeriformes, Maluridae.